AUGAGCAGAACGGUCGAUGUAAAUAAAUGGACACGAAAGACUUUGUAUUUUAAGCCAUUACGGGAAGUAAUUCCGUCGAUAGUGUUGCAUUGCCGACAAAUAAGUAAGCAUUCGCGAACGUUUGCCGAGGCCACAUCGCCGGAAGGCGAUCUAUUACCUCACGUAUGUACGAUCAAUCGACCAACGCCCGGUGGAACAGGAUUGUGGCUACCGUGUGUGGAUGAUCUGAUGGAGCAGCCAACAUGGCACUCUGGGUUUAUCGUACCGAACUUAUGUCUUCAGUAUCCGAUUACAGUGCUUUGUAGUGGUACAUUCGACAGUGAAGAAGAUCACAAAACUGAUUCCGAGAAAAAGGUCGUCAAGUAUACUUUGGAUGUCAGAACAAACUAUGAGAUUCCUCCUCGGCGAAUGUUGCACUGUAUCUGCGAAAAGGCUUCUUUCCCUACCAUCGUCUCAAAUUUUGUAUUUAUCGAAAAGUCAUAUGCGGCUGUAAACUCUGUCGCGUCAAUGAUAAUUUGUCGAUCAUGUAUUCUAUAUCCUCGGGAUAUACCAGAGCAAACGUAUGAAACUCGACGCCUGCUCGUUGAAGCAAUUGCCAUGCAGCGGUUGGUGCACAUAUUGUUCCUCAAAGUUGGUCCGACUAUUGAUGUAUUGAGGAGAGAGACCCGCUUUCCGGCUAGACAGAAGAUUGCCGCUUGUCUCGGACGAGAUAAAGUUCAUGGCUUUGGAAGCACUGAUAGUCAUUUAUAUGUUGAAUCGACUGCUGAUAAGAGGAGGGUACCCGCAAGGAAUAAUAUCUCUGACAUGCUUCUUGAGAAGAUUUUUUAG
Messenger RNA from Paraglomus occultum, 828 nucleotides. The record is from the annotation of a GenBank genome assembly. NCBI's taxonomy places the organism in Eukaryota, Fungi, Glomeromycota, Glomeromycetes, Paraglomerales, Paraglomeraceae.